CGCAACAAGGAAACAGAGCUUUGAUCCACGGCAGCGAACGAACGAGCGAGCAAUCUAUCUAGCCACCUAGCCAUGAAAGUCUUUUGCACCGUCACGGCGAACAGCGGGGCCCGCGUCCCCCUCGUCCUGGAGGGCGACCACCCGGUGCUCACGCCGGGCCAGCUGCGGGAAAGGGUCUCGGAGGCCACGGGGAUCCCCCUCCCGGACCUCCGGCUGAUCUUCCGGGGCCGGAUGAUCAAGGACGAAGGGGGCAUCGGGGACGUGGUGGCCGAGUUCAAGCUGGAGGAGGACAGCGUGCUGCACUGCAUGGGAAAGCCCGUGCCCGCGGGAGGAGCUGCGGUUUCCGCGUCGGCAUCUGCGUCCGCGUCUUCCGGAGCGGCAGCGGCGAGCGAAUCCCCCCGGGUCCACGCCCGGAGUGCCGUUCCGCCGCUCUCCACGGCCACGGCCGCUUCGGUGGCCACCGCGGCGGCGGCGGCGGGCGGGAGCCCCCCUUCCGGGGGUGCCUCCGACCCGCUGGGCCUGGCCCUGGAACGCCUCCGGUCGGGCAACCCCCCGAGCGUCUACGCGACCGCGGUGGGCACCCUGGGCAAGGUCCUGGGGAACAUCGUUUCGCACCCGAUGGAGGAAAAGUACCGCAGGGUCAAGAAGCAGAACCCGGCCUUUCGCAAGCGCCUCGGGGGCCUGGCCGGGGGGCACGACUGCAUGCUGGCCUGCGGCUUUCGGGUGGAGGUCGACGAGGGAGAGAACGCGGAGGUCUACAAGCUCCACGCCACGGCCGACAGCUGGAACGCCCUGGUGGAGGCCAAGACCAGGGUCGAGGAAGCGGUGGCAAAGGCCGCGGCCGGGGACCGGCAGCAGCCGGUGCAGGCACCCGGACCGGCGGGCCUCCUUCCGGGCGGAGGCUUUCCCCCCCCGGGGGGCCUCCCGAACGAUCCCGCCCUGCGGGACUCGGUGUCGCGGAUGAUGAGCGAUCCGAGGGCCCUGCAGGCGGCCCUGCAAAACCCAAUGCUGCAGCAGAUGAUCCGGAGCGACCCGAGCGUCUCCCCGAUGCUCCGCCAGCACCUGGAGCAGCUCUCGAACAACCCGGCGAUGCUCCAGCAGAUGGCGCGGCAGAUGCGGGACCCGGCGACGAUGGCCAUGUUCCAGCGGGCCAUGGGGGAGGGAGGGCCUCCGGGGCCGGCCGCCCCUCCGGGAGGCCCGGCGCCCCAGCCGCCGCGGAACGACUCGGGACAGACGGAGGAGGAAAUGAUCGCCGAGGCGAUCCGGCGAUCCCUCGAGGACAACUGAGGCACCACCGAAAACGGCAGGACGGGACACGGCGGAGCCGGCACCGUGGCCCCCCAGCGAUAAGGGAUAGCAAAAGUAUUCA
Pseudo-nitzschia multistriata is the source of this 1369-nucleotide messenger RNA. The record is from the annotation of a GenBank genome assembly. NCBI's taxonomy places the organism in Eukaryota, Bacillariophyta, Bacillariophyceae, Bacillariales, Bacillariaceae.